This is a messenger RNA of Hemibagrus wyckioides, 1559 nucleotides long. RefSeq names its product HESX homeobox 1 (gene hesx1). Lineage: Eukaryota; Metazoa; Chordata; Actinopteri; Siluriformes; Bagridae. Gene Ontology annotation, molecular function: RNA polymerase II cis-regulatory region sequence-specific DNA binding; DNA-binding transcription repressor activity, RNA polymerase II-specific. Bases 944 to 1423 code for a protein of 159 amino acids. Gene Ontology annotation, biological process: pituitary gland development; regulation of transcription by RNA polymerase II; forebrain development. The record is from RefSeq and is a predicted model, not a curated record. Gene Ontology annotation, cellular component: nucleus. The transcript is spliced from 4 exons.
AGAAACUAAUUAAAGACACACCAGGCAAAAAUAAAGAGAGAGAGAGAUACACUCAUUAUAGUACCCAGUGCAGAGAGAAAAGUCUUUAUUAAAAUUGAUUCUUUUUUUUCUCCACACUGAUAAUAGGCUUUAUUAUUUCUGUAAGCCUAAUUGGUCUGCAUUUUUGGGUUUGCAUUUCAAUAGUUCUAAUUAGUCCUAACUUUUCACCAUGACAAAGCAGGGCAUGGAGAGGGAGCUCGUGCACUCGAGUAAACAAGUAAAUAAACAAGUCGCAUAUUUAUUUAAAGCCUGCCUGAAUAGUCGGAUUCAGCCUGCUGAAUGAGGACAAUGCAGGAGCAACUUGUCGGAUUAGUUCACGGAUGCCCUUUGCAUGCAUGACAAGAGGCCAGGAAAAAAAGAGGAGGGGGAGGGGGGGGGGAAUAUUCAGCAGGAUUAACUUUAAUAGCCUUACCUUCUUUUUUUUUAUUAUUAACACUUAUUUUAAACUUCUGCGCGUAUAAAUGAGAUUACUGGCAAGCUGACUGCUUUCUCAUAAUGCCGCUCAGCCGGCUGAAGGAAAUGAGCGGGCUGAGGAGGGAAUUAAUAAAAGAGCUCAUUUUCUACCUGGUGGGUAAAAAUAAAAGGGACACACUGGUGAAGGGGCUUUUUUUUUGUCUCUCCAAAAUAACGAGCUUGGAGGGAUUCCGUGUGGGUAAUAGAUAACGCCCCGGUGGUCACGGUCGCGGCGCGUCAUUUGGACACACCUGUAAAUCGACCUGCUGCCCCUUGUGGUGCGCCCUGGACCUAUUCAGAUGGUAAAAAAAAAGUUGGACCGGUUUUAAUCAGUGACGUGUUAGUUUUUUUUUUUUUUUUAAAGGAAGGCACGGGACACUUCGAGUCUCAUUUGCUCAGAACAUUCCUUCAGACCAGCUUGGAGAUCUUUGUUUCCUUCCUUCUGGGAAACAUGGCGAGUGUGAGCGCGCAUCCCCAGAGCCGACACUCUCUCUUUACUAUUGACCGCAUCCUGGGACUGGACCGAGAUGAGCAGAGAACCACUGUUUACACUCCUCACCGCCCCUGGACUGACGCUCAACCAACGAAAAACGACCGCUUCAUAAAGGCAGACGCCUCUCGGGAGGUACCUGUGAUGGAGGAGAGGAAAAGUGAGGCACCAGUGGAGAGCUGCAGGCGUUCACUCAACUGGUGCAUCGGACGGAGACCCAGAACUGCCUUCUCCAGCUUACAGAUCGAGAUACUCGAGAGUGUGUUUCAAGUCAACUCGUACCCCGGGAUCGAUGUCCGAGAGGAGCUGGCUCAGAAGCUGCAUAUCGACGAAGACAGAAUACAGAUCUGGUUCCAGAACAGAAGAGCAAAACUGAAGCGCUCCCAUCGAGAGAACCAGUUCCUGAUGGUGAAGAAAGUCAUCAAUGGACUCCAACAGUGAUUGUUUAAAGAAGAAAAUUCAGAUUUCUGUUUCUUGUCAUAUUAUAAUAUAUUCUGUUUUUGACUUAUUUUCAGAGUGCAAAUCAAUAACUUAUGUCUUUUAUCUAAUAAGCAGCUGAUUAAUUAAAAUGUAGCUG